This is a messenger RNA of Gallus gallus (chicken), 2347 nucleotides long. It is a transcript of the gene TNIP2, whose product is annotated as TNFAIP3 interacting protein 2. Lineage: Eukaryota; Metazoa; Chordata; Aves; Galliformes; Phasianidae. The transcript has 6 exons. Gene Ontology annotation, biological process: cellular response to lipopolysaccharide; regulation of transcription by RNA polymerase II. The record is from RefSeq and is marked validated. The coding region runs from base 35 to 1600 and encodes 521 amino acids. Gene Ontology annotation, molecular function: K63-linked polyubiquitin modification-dependent protein binding.
GGGGAAGGCGGAAGAGGCCCUCUCCGCGGUUUGUAUGCACCUGGCCGGGCUACCGCUCGCCCCGGAGGACGGAGAGAAGGGGCGGCGGUGCGAGCGGAGCUCGUCCCCCGCCAUGUGCUCGGUGAGCGAGGCCGGCAGCACCGACCCGCUGGUGGCCCGCUUCAGGCAGGUGGAGGAAACGCUGGAAAAGCUGCACCGGGAGAACAGGAGCCUGAAGAGCAAAGUGCCCCGCUACAACGCGCUCUGCACCCUGUACCACGAGUCCGCCCAGCAGCUGAAGCACCUCCAGCUGCAGCUCGCCGCCAAGGACGCCACGGUGCGGGAGCUGAGGGGCAGCCUGGCUCGGCAACAACAACAACAGCAGCAGCAGCAGGCGGGGGUUGGCGAGGCGGGGGCCGAACCCGCCCGCUCGCUGGUGGAGAGCCUGCUGGAGCAGCUGGGGCAGGCCCGGGAGCGACUGCGGGACAGCGAGCGGCACUCGGCGCUCAGAGUGGAGGCGCUGAGCCAGGAAGUGCAGAAGUUGAAUCAGCAGCUAGAGGAGAAAAACACAGAGAUAGAGAAGAUGAUAAAUCAGCCUCCAUAUGAAAAGGAGAGAGAAAUCUUAAGGCUUCAGAAGAGCUUGGCAGAGCGAGAGAAGGCUCAGGCCACCAGUGAUGUCCUGUGCCGGUCACUCACUGAUGAAACUCACCAACUUCAGCGCAAAUUAGCAUCCACAGCAGAAAUGUGUCAACAUCUGGCAAAGUGUUUAGAAGAGAAGCAAAGAAAAGAGAAGGGGAAUUCGGAUGACCAGAUUGCUCCUGAAAGGUCUAAUCAGUUACAGGUAUUAGACAAUGAAACUUCACUUCAAGCCCUUAUCUGCAAACUACAAGAUGAAAACAGAAUGUUAAAACAAAAAGUAGCUCAUGUGGAAGACUUAAAUGCAAAAUGGCAGAAGUACGAUGCUAGUAGAGAUGAGUAUGUGAAGCGACUCCACUUGCAGCUGAAAGAGCUGAAGUCAAAGCUGGAGCAGCAGCACAGCAUACCUUCAGCACAAACCAAUUCUGAGCUGAUGCAAAAGGAGAUACUCCGGCUAAACAAGCUACUGGAAGAAAAAAUGAAUGAGUGCAAAAAAUCAAGGAGAGAAUUGGAAGAUGUGAAGAAGGCGAGAGAAGGAGACAGUGAGCGCAUACAAAUGCUGGAGCAACAGGUCCUAGUUUAUAAAGAUGAUUUCACAUCAGAGAGAUCAGACAGAGAACGAGCACAGAGUAAAAUACAAGAACUUCAGCUAGAAGUUUCAUGUCUGCAACACCAGCUAGCAAGAAGACAAGAAGGCAAGAAGGACUCCAGAGACACAAGUAGUCGUUUCAGAGUUCACACUGGUAACCAAAAUCAUAUGCAUGUACAGACAAAAGUGGAACACCUACGAGGCAGCAGCCCAGGCCAACCAGGCGCAAGAAGAACAGCCUCACAGUCUGAACAGACUUCCCCACCUGCAGACAAUGGAAACUCAGGAUCAGAGGGCAGGGCACAGGGUGAACUUAGAUGUCCUCACUGUAUGAGAUUUUUCAGUGAUGAACUCAGUGAUGAAUUUCUCAAGCACGUUACGGAGUGUUGCCAAUGACAAUGUGAUGUGAGGCGCAUAAAUCAAUCACUACUCUAUAGCCAGUAAAACUUGGCCCAUCUCCUAUAGUCCUAACCCAGAGUAAUUCAAAUGGACAGCUCUUAGGAACUAGGAGGAUGAACAGGAUCUACCUCUUAUUUGAUUUCACCUUCUCGUGGACUGCAUGAAAGACUUUGAGAAAAAGCAAAAUGUUUUUGUGAAGAACUUAACAACUGCGAGCACCGCAAGCACAAUGCAAAUUCUACUACAAACUAAAGAGAACAAAGUGUAGUGGUAGCUGGCUUGAGGCUGCAGUUUGACUCUGAGUCUAAUGGUUCACAACAGUCUGAAGGCUCGUGGAAAAAUUGUCACUGAACUUGAAAACAUCAUUCUCUUCCAAACAGCUCAUGCUGAAGAGAAUGGAGGAAAGAACAGAUUGGCAUAAGAUAAGAAAAAUCUUCUUGUACUUUAUCUGGAUUUAAAGUGAAAGUAUUUUCUUGGAGAUUGAAGCUGAACUUUCAAACAUCUUACCUGAAAAUCCUUCUGUUCAACUAAAAUCAGGAUAAGUAAAGAAAAAAGUCAAGGGCUGGUUAUUGACUAACACUAGCCUGUCUCUUUGCACAGAAACAAUGUACAGGGAUAUUUAUUUUUUUUCUGUGCCAUAAAUAAUUUACACGUUUGCAAAGGUAUUUGUGUAAUUAUUGACUGUAUUCCAAUUUUACUUAAGUAUUUUUAUAAUAAAAGUGGUUGUGCAGUCACUUUACUGUA